This is a messenger RNA of Ficedula albicollis (Collared flycatcher), 2214 nucleotides long. RefSeq names its product chitobiase (gene CTBS). The coding region runs from base 1 to 1071 and encodes 356 amino acids. Lineage: Eukaryota; Metazoa; Chordata; Aves; Passeriformes; Muscicapidae. Gene Ontology annotation, biological process: chitin catabolic process; carbohydrate metabolic process. Gene Ontology annotation, molecular function: chitin binding; chitinase activity. The transcript has 7 exons. The record is from RefSeq and is a predicted model, not a curated record. Gene Ontology annotation, cellular component: extracellular region.
AUGAGCCGCGUCCUCCCCGGCAGACCGCUCCGCUUCUUCUGCUGGAGAUCUUGGAAACACCCCGGGCACGCGUUCCCGGAUGAGCUUUCAAUAAACAGCUGCUCAGUCUUUGUGUUUGAUGUGGGGAAGGAAACCUGGAAAUCCUACGACUGGUCAAAAAUUACCACUGUGGCAGCUUUUGGAAAGUACGAUCCUGAGCUCAUGUGCUAUGCCCACUCCAAAGGCUCGAGGAUAGUACUGAAAGGUGAUGUACCUCUUAAGGAAAUUGUUGAUCCUGCUAAAAGAGCAGCAUGGAUAUCCCAACAGGUGGACCUUGCAAAAAAACAGUAUAUGGAUGGAAUUAAUCUAGAUAUAGAGCAAGAAGUUAAUGAAACCUCCCCUGAGUAUUAUGCACUGACAGAACUUGUUAAAGAAACUACAGAUGCUUUUCACAGAGAAAUAGCUGGGUCACAGGUAACAUUUGAUGUGGCUUGGUCUCCAUCAUGCAUAGAUAAGAGGUGCUACAACUACACUGGGAUUGCAGAUGCCUGUGACUUCUUAUUUGUGAUGUCAUACGAUGAACAGAGCCAGAUCUGGACAGACUGUAUUGCAAAAGCCAAUGCUCCUUACCUGCAGACUUUAGUUGGAUAUGAAGAGUACAUUGCUCUGGGCAUUGAUCCUAAGAAGCUUGUGAUGGGUGUCCCCUGGUAUGGCUAUGACUACAUCUGCCAAAACCUAUCCACGGAUCAUGUUUGUUCCCUUCCCAAAGUGCCUUUCCGUGGGGCUCCUUGCAGUGAUGCUGCAGGGAGCCAGGUCCCCUACUCAACCAUCAUGAAGCAGGUGAACAGUUCUCUUUCAGGGGUGCUGUGGGAUGAAGUGCAGAAGGCUCCAUUUUAUGAGUACAAGGAUUCUGCUGGUCAAUUGCACCAGGUAUGGUUUGAUGACCCCCACAGCAUCUCUCUGAAAGCAGCAUAUGUGAAGAGUCGAGGCUUAAGGGGCAUUGGCAUGUGGAAUGGAAACAGUCUUGACUAUUCCAGGGAAGCUGCAGCAGAACAACAAACUCAAGCAAUGUGGCAAGCUCUGACACCAUAAGAACUAUGUGAACCCUUGAUUUGGAAUGAUGAAAAUUGGUAAUUUUUUAUUUUGGCUUACACUAUCACGGAUUUUGACUUUAUAGAAAUAUAUUGUGAUUACAAAAACUUUAAAAACUAGGCAAAUUAAUCUUGUUAUUUUAUAUGCAGAACUGUAUUUUCAUUCUUCAGAACAUUCCAUUGUUGUUUUGAAACAAUAUUCCUUGCAGCAGUAGGCUUUUUUAAAGACAGUUCAUCUUCUAAAUUUUUCACAGUUACUGUGAGUUAGUUAAUGCUUGAGCCCAGUGUGUAUCUGGUAACAAGACCAAUGGAUGGAUUUACAGGGCAGUCUCAUAAUGAUGCUUUGCUAAAGCUGCCAGGUACAGCAGAUAUUUAUUCCUGUGCAGUCUCAGCCUUCUGACUUAUCAACCCAAACAAUAUUUUAGCUAAGUCACUUUGGAAUCAGAUUAAAUAGAAUACUGGAGAGACAGAUUGUUGAUUAUAUGCAGCUUGGUUGCUCUUCUAGAUUAAAAGAUUUUUAUGUACUGAAGAAAUUCCAUAACAUGAAGUAGUUGUUGUUAAGAUUUAUAUCAAACUUGUUGUUAGAAAGGAAUAUUCAAUAAUCUCCAGUUUCACUGUGCUUAUGUAUCACAUAAAUUCCUUAGUUUUAAAAGCCAAAAAUCUCUGACCUUAGCUUGAAGAAGAAGCAGUAAUAUGAAGAUGGCUUGGAUGAUGUUUCCUUUCAUUUCAAACUACUUUACUUUCUGAAAGCUAGAAUUCAGAAGCUUAUUUGAAGAACUGCAUAUCUCUUUUUCCACACACCCUAAGAUUCAUUCAGUACCAUGUUUUUUGUUUUUAUGGGGUGUUGCCUCUGAGAUAAUAGGAGAUUAUGUUUUCUUUCUAGUUCAUAUUGUCAUAAAAUCAUUUGCCUAAAGAAGUUGUAUAACUUUUUAAAUACUCACAGUGAUGUAAAGAUUGGCUGGUGUUUACAGGACUUUUUUGUUAAAUAAAAUUUUGUUCUUGGUAAGGCUUGUAAACUAUGUUCCCUGUCUGUGCUUUACUUGUUCUACAGCUUACAGGCCACACUGCUUGUCUGCUUCUCAGAACUGUUUCACAACCAUAUUAAAAUGCAACUGGGCCCUGCUUAAGUAACUCCAUUAAUUAA